CAUUAGCGCAUCGCAGCAAAAACUCUGCUAAUGCACAGUAGAGUGAGUCGACUGCAUGUUAAGCGUUCCAAAAAAAAAAAAGUUUGCCUUUGCUACUGCAUUAGUGCAACUACUGUGCCUUUAUCUAGUACCUCAUAUUAAAAGUAUUAAACAAUGCACCAUAGCAGAGGCACAUUAAUGAACAUGUAGACACAUCCAGUAAGCCUUAACUUUAGGAUUAACAUUCGAGUGAGGUGUAGGGUAGGUGAAGGUGGAGUUGUCACUAUCAAAGACAGAUUUUGGAAAGCCUGGGAUAAUUGGUGUUGGUGUCUCUAACUCACAGGGGCUAGUUUGCACAGGAAAGCUGAAAUAAAAUACCCCAAAUUCUCCUUAAACUUUCAGCAUAAGUGAUAGUCCAUGGCCCCAGUCCUGAGCACGCCAUCAGACAGACUCUGAUGUGUGAUCUACACAAUGCUUCAUUAUAAUUGUGUACAUUGACCGCAGGAUAAACUCCCUCAUAUGAGUGUGAUUAGGCAGACUGAGUUUAUUGUCCUGCCUACGUUUGAGUAAGUUGUGUUCAUGUAAAAGUUUCCAUGCUGGGAAAGGAGAGGUGGUAUGAUCUAAGAUAGGAAACAGAAAAAAACCUGAGUAAUGGGACUUUCUAUAGUGCUCCUAAGGGAGGAGGCAGUCACAUGAAUUGGCUGCUGGGGAAACUAGUUUGGAAUUAAAAAAAAACAAAAAAAAACGAACAUUUAUAUUUUUUGACUAAAUGGAAACUCACAGCACAUGAAGAAAAUGGUUUAUUUUGGGAAUUGCUGGGAUGUCGGGAAAAACAACUGGAAUUAAAAAAUAACACCUUAGACCACUGAUACAAACAGCAGCUUAGGUUUGCUGAAACUUCUUGCGGGGAUUUCUUAAUGAGCCCAGGUCUGCACUGGAAGAGGUCGGCUGAUACAGCCCCUAAGCUGCAACUUGCUGUUUUGCACGGGAGAUGCAGCUUGUACUGACCUAAAAGAACAAAUCAAAACCAGUGCUCGCAGGGUAAAACUGACUCUAGUGGGACACCCAGGCCCCGAGGCUAGGUUUUAGCUUUCCUCCAACCUUGAGGGUAGGUGUAGAGACAUUGCUAUCUUGUAGCUCAAGUGAUGAGGACGGAAGCACGCAGUGUUUCUCCUAUAGAAACGUUUUUUUUUAAGGCUUUGAGGCUUCCUUUAUACGACGAGGUGGGGAGAGUGCUUUGAUUUUCUUUGCUUUACCAAGCUCUGCAGCAUUUGUAGCACUGCCGUGACUCUCUCCCCCAUAAACAAAGCUUUCCUGAGAAAAUCGAAGACCGUCCUUAUCCAUUACACACAAUCUUUCUCUUACAAAAUCUGACACGGCCAUUUGAGGUAUGAAAGGACAUGAAGAAAGGUAGAUGAACAUGUUAGUUAAAUGUCCAAGCUGAUUCUCAGCGAAGGCAUACCUUUUCCCGGAGAGACCGAUUGAAGCGGCCAAGUUAUUAACUUGAAGAGAAUGGAAUUUAUAAUGGAAUUGCCACAACUGUGGCUACACUGGACUGCCGGGGAAACAAUUUAGAAAGAGUAAUAUUUAUCUGCUGCUUGUUUGGAGAAGGGAGGAGAGGCCGGCGAAGAUUGGUGGUUGUUCUUUGCUCAAUAACUCUCUCCUUGGGUGACCUUGGUUAACAUAAUUUGUACGUACCUUGGUUUCCCUUGUCUGUAAAAUGAAAGCAGUGACAGCCUCUUCUGCACAGUGUUUUAAGCUGGUAGGAUAGAAAAGGGGAAGAAAGGCCUCGUGGCUGGGGCAUGGCUUCGCCUCUUAAAAAAAGGUCUGGAUUCAAUCUUCAGUCCUGCCAAGAAUUUUUUGCAUGCCCAGGUUGGGGCCCUGCUAUGGUAAGGGCUGUAUGCACACAGAAAGAAAGUCUGUUUCUCAGCGAGUCGCAGUAGACAAGGCGGGCAAAGCAGAGGAGAAGAGAAGUAUUAGUUUUCGGAGGCCUGGAGGGAUUAGCUGUCUGGGCUAAUGGCACACAGGGAGCAGUAUUACCAGCCCUUUGCUUUCAAAAGUCUUGUCAGGUCUUCCAGAGAUUGUUUCAAAAUGUCGUUGGCAGCACACAUGAAUUUUGACCCAGCCCCAGGAACCUGGAUGCUGUGCAGGUCUCUUGAACCUCACUCGUGCAUCUCGAUCACACAGAUUUCAACCGUGACGGCAUAAGAAACCAUCUGCCACACGGAGAGGACUUAACAGGCCUUCACCCAGUGGAUAUUUGUUGGUUUGGAGAUUUUACUAACAGAAGGUAAGUGAGGUCAACAUAAUAGUCCAGGUAACACCCAGGCCGUGAGCUCCUAAUCCCUGCAACACUCCCUUAUGGUGCAACAGAAGUUGAAUAAACAGCCACAGAGAGACAUGCUUGUCUAUGGAGCGAGGCAGCUGCCACUGCAGAGACAGAUGCCAUUAAAUCUUAGCAGCACUGUGAGGUUCAUUAAGAAACCAAAUACAAGAAAUCCUGUGAACACGAGUGUAUUAACCGCAAUUAAGCUGGACUAAUUUGCAUCCCAUAAUUUAUUUCAUGUAACCGAGGUGCCUGUCAAUCAGCCGCUCGCUCACCUGCCAAAGUGUAAGUGGGAUCAAUUUGCUGACUAACACAAUGCGCUACAAUGGUUUCUUGUUUGACAAGCCAGCAGCCUCCCGGUGAAAGAAGUUCCCUUUCUUCACCUGGCACCUUCUUUGUGAGGCAUGAGGAAUGAGCAACAGCAAUGCCUGUGGAAAGCUAAUAGCUGGCUGGUGAAAGAGGUGCAAACUAAUUGGUGAGGUUUCACCAAUGACAGUCCUGCUGAUCUGGCCAAGAUAAGGAUAAAGGCUUAAUUCAAGUGAUCCUGGAGCAGGCAGGCUUUUUUAGCUGCUCACAUGAGCAAUGGCUAUGCUCAGGGCUAUGUGGAGGGUGGUAAGAAAUGUAUUGUGCUGCCAGUCUACUGAAGAUGCUGUCGUGGGUCCCCGAAAGAAGGAGCAGCUUCGUCCAACUGUGUCCGAUGCUCCUGUCUACUCGGAGCAUAGCAGACCCGAGGGCCCAGAGCCUCCAAUCCAAACCACUGCAAGUUCCCAGCUUGACAGUCCCUUUCCUUUAGCCCAGCUGGAUCCUGAGACCGGAGAUACAGCAAGUCAAGGUGUUUCAACACCAGAUCCAGAACGCCUUCAUGAUUUGGCAGAGGAACUGAGAUGUUCCCAGUCCUGGACCAGAGAGCUUUUGUCUCGUGUGAAUGAUCUGGAGCAACUCCUGGGGCCAGAGGUGGAGCAGCAAAGUUCUGUGCAGCCCAGCCAGAGUGAGGAGCUGCAGAUAGACCUAGAGCGGUCACCGGUGCCGGAGCCAGAGUGCAGAGUUGUAAGGGCCAGGCAGAUCAUCUAUGAUAUCCAACGUAAAGUGGUGAUUCUGCAUAAUCGCCUGCAGGAUUUAGCAAGCUCUUUCCCUGCCUCCAGAUAUCGGGCUGUGCCCGUGCACCUGGCUCUUCCACCCUCAUCUGUCUUGUCGCCGCCUGUGCCUCCUACACCAUUGCUGUCUUCUACAGUUCGGCACUUGUUCUCUAAGAUCCCCAAGAAGUCGGCCACAAAACCAGCUGCAGAGACCUCACCACAGCAAAAGAAGGAGGCUCAUGGAGAACCUUUCUCUCCAAGGCAGAACCUGAUGAAGGAAAUGCUAGAAACCAUCCGCCAAGGUGUCUCUCUAAAGCCAGUGUGCUUAUCCAGAGAGGAUGUGACGUCCCAAGUGCAAGAUGCAUCCUCUUUGGAACAUGAGCCAGAGUCUUUGAGCAAGGAAAGCUGCUCUGAAACAGUUGCCCCACUGGAUUCUUGCAGCAGCUCAGCUGGUUCCAGCCAAACUCAUCAGCCCCUUGGGCGCUCCAUCCUAAGAACUAACAGUGCAGCCUCUACUGGCCUGCCCACUGCCCAGGCUCGCAGUGAAGACGGCUGCCCAGGCAGGACAUGGGAGAAACCUGGCAGAAGAUCUCAAGAUGAUGAUAACAAAGGGACCAGUGCCCUUCUGGAAACCACCCCUCGAGGGGAAGGGAGCCACCUCAAAGAAGAGAACUCUAGCAGCUCCCCAACCAGCUUGGACACCAUUUGUCAGACACUGGAGGAUGCUGAAGCAAUGGACAGCAGCACACCUCCAAGCAGCCAGGACCAUCAAGCUGUGGAGGAGAAGAGCUGCAAAGAUGAACCAUGUGCAGAAGCUGUCGCGGCUGGUGAGAUGUGUGAGGAGAUGCAGAGUGAAGCCCCAGCCAGCGUGAUGGCUAAGCCUCUUGGUGAAGGCUCUGGGGAGGUGGAUCAUGGAGCGGGCAGAGAUCCUCCGAAGACUGCUGAGCUUAAUGGCUGCAAGGCUCUGUCCCUUCACAUCAGUUGCUCAAAGGUGGAUCUGCUGGAGGAUGACAGAGGCCAGGACACGCACGUUGCAGUAGUUGUCUCCUGCCUGGAUGACGCGGAUGCUCCGAACCGAAGUGCUGAACAAACCCUGCCUGCCCAAGAGUGUCCCAGCCCCCUGGUCUCUGCAGGAACCCCAGGAGCACAGCCGGCCUUGAACCCUCUGGUUGCCUGUGAUGUAGAACCUAAUACCCCUCCAGAGGAUGGAGACCUUGCCAAGGGAGAGCCUGUGCUUUCAGCUGGUUCCCAUGCUGCUCUGGAAAGGAGCUCACCAGAGGGAGCAGAAAUGGUACUGGAAGGGGGAGCUGGGGUCAGUGCUUCAACAGAACAAAGCAGCUCCCUAAAGGAUAGUGCAGCUGCAACGGCUCUCUUGUUGUCAGGAGCAAAAGGGCAGCCUCCAGCAGAGAUGCAGCUGACUGCUGUGCCAGACCUGCUCUUGGAGGCUGGCCCUGUAGCCUCCUCUGACUCCAAGACAAACCCUGUGGUCUUGGGCUCUCCUUGAGACUAUGGGAGAAAUGUGUAGCCUAGAACCAGAGCAGCAGCUCUCAGCAGUAGCAGCAGCUCAGCCUGGUUCGGAGACCUACUAGGACUGUGGGGGGGAAGGGGUGGGAGUUGCCAGUUUGUGCAAACACUAAGCUAUGCACGGUCCUGAGGUCUGCAGAGGCACCACUAACUUAAGAUCCUGUUUUGCUGUGGAAUGACGUGAUUUUUCUUGGUAAAUCUGAACUUGAUCCAGAUCCACAUGCCAUGGAAAAUAGUGGUGGGGAAACCUUGGCCUCCUUGCUGGAUGCUUAAGAGCAUAACAUGAACUGGCACAGUGUUUCUAAAGAAUUAGUGGGCUGAGGGGGAGGAAUCACGGGGGCUGGUCUCAACACUUUCGGCCUUCUGAUGGCCCCUGCAGAUGGAAAGGCGUGUGCAUUUAACCAAUUAAUGCAGCUUUAUGCAAGCCCUUCUGGGAUUUAAUCAAGUUGGGGACCCCCUAGUUUUACUUCUGCAAGAUGGCUGGUUGUAGACGAUGCCUGUCUUCUCAAUGUAGCGUUAAGCAAUCCUUUAUUGGACUCAAAUAAAAGGUCUUUUUACACUU
Messenger RNA from Gavialis gangeticus (Gharial), 5467 nucleotides. RefSeq lists its product as uncharacterized. The record is from RefSeq and is a predicted model, not a curated record. The transcript is spliced from 11 exons. Bases 2888 to 4885 code for a protein of 665 amino acids. Lineage: Eukaryota; Metazoa; Chordata; Crocodylia; Gavialidae.